Hydractinia symbiolongicarpus is the source of this 1323-nucleotide messenger RNA. RefSeq lists its product as uncharacterized. The record is from RefSeq and is a predicted model, not a curated record. The transcript has 4 exons. Lineage: Eukaryota; Metazoa; Cnidaria; Hydrozoa; Anthoathecata; Hydractiniidae. Gene Ontology annotation, molecular function: sequence-specific DNA binding. Bases 78 to 1277 code for a protein of 399 amino acids.
AUCUUUUUUAAAGUUGUUUACACAAUGUGAACAAACGUAACAGCGUAUUUGUUGAUGUUAUCUUUCUUCCAAAAACGAUGCCUACUUGUAAAGCUUAUGGCUGUAGAAAUAGUACUGGGAAAGGAGAGGUGAAGAAGUCUUUUUUUAUGAUUCCUCGACCGAACAGUAACGAAGAAAAGUUGCGUUGUUUGAGAUGGAUAAACAACAUGGGUCGUGCCGAUGUGAACAUCAAUACGUUGAAAUUUGGUAAAGACGCUGUGUUAUGCGAAGAUCAUUUUCACCCAGAUUGUUUAAAAAAAGAAAUAACAUUGCCGGAAUAUUUUACGAAAAGAAAAAAGAAAGAGUUAGUACCAGGGGCAGUGCCAACAAAAUUUUCGCACAAAACAUACGAUGAAAUAAACAUGGACGGCACAAAACAUUUACAGCAACGAAAAUUAUCUGUUAGACGAAGUGAAGAAUUAGCACGUUCUGAACUUAUCGGCCAUCUGCUAACGGAAAACGAAGUUUCUCAAAACGAAACUGUGAAUGUUCAAACAAAUCCAACUUUGGUUGAAGAAGAAACCAUCAUGAUCAUAAAUGUGAAGGAUAUUAUUGAACCAACCCACAAGAACGUUGGAGUUCAAUGUGAAAUAUCACUAAGCGACUUAAACAGAAGCUGUCAAACUGAUCGGUUAGAAUCAUGUGACUUUGAAAUGCAAGCUCCCGAGUAUUAUUCCAUUUCUGCUAAUUACGUUGCUGUGGUAAACGAUCACGCAUAUUCCAAAGAAAAAACUGUUUGCUCCACUCCUUCUAAAAGAAAGCACGUUUGUGAGGACGUCUCACUCUCUCCUAUAAACUCGUCAUUACAAUUCUUACCAACUGACGAUGAAAAAGACUCUGAUUACAUCGCUGAAAGUGCAGAAGAGUCAAUCAAUAUUAGUGAUGCUCAUGAAACCGAACGAAGCAUUUUAAAAGAAAAGAAAUUUGUUGUUUCCGAAAGCAUGCUAGAUGAAAUAUUUAACUUACUGCCCUGUCGUUCAUGUGAUGGAACCGCAACCAGUAUCGAAAAGCGUGAGCAGGGAACGUGUGUACUAUACAAAGGGUAUUGCAUCAAUGAGCAUGUGGUUUUUGACUGGAAAAGUCAACCCAUGCUUGGAAAAAUGCCAGCAUUUAAUUUGUUGCUAUCCUCUGCAAUAUUUUGUUCAGGAAACACAUAUGAAAGGGUGAAGAAAGUUGCGAAUUUUUCUGGUUUAAAUUUUGUCAAUCAACGAACAUACUAUGAUGUUCACGAUCACUGAUAAUCCCAACUGUAAACGACCAUUUCGUGAAAAAUAUUGCCAGUGC